AAAUGAUACUCUUCCACCCCCUCCGCCGCCUCUCCCCACAGUCACAUCUCCAUCUGCACAAAUAGGAAUAUCCAAUUCACCUUCAACACAUAACCGUUCCCAGUCUCGCCAAUCAAUUGUUUCAACAAUGUCUAAUGGAGACAGAAUGCAAGAGGAAUUGACAAGUGUCCUGACCUUAGUAAGAGAAAGGUCUAAACAGAAACACUUAUUAGAUAUUAAACAAACACCAGAAACAUAUAUCAAUCAAAAAUCAAAUCCAACAGAAGUUAAAGAAUGGCUAGCAAUGAAAGGUUUCAAUGAAAUAAUUCAGAAUAAAUUCGAGGGGGUAGCCGGACAUGACUUAUUCGAUAUGAAUAAAACGGAGUUGGAGAGAGUAUGCGGCCAGGAAGGAAAACGACUUUACUCUCAGCUGAAUAUCCAAAAAUCUAUCAGUGGGUAUCAAACCGUUAGGACCACUGAACUGAAAGCUAUUCUGGCCAGAGCUAGGCAAAAAAUUGAGUCUUCUAGACAUUCUGCAUUUUGUCCAAUGGCCGACACUUCACACUUGUAUGGCUUGGUGAGCUAUGACAUCAGAGCAUUUAGUCAGGACGAGAAACCG
Messenger RNA from Leptinotarsa decemlineata (Colorado potato beetle), 598 nucleotides. RefSeq names its product epidermal growth factor receptor kinase substrate 8-like. The record is from RefSeq and is a predicted model, not a curated record. Lineage: Eukaryota; Metazoa; Arthropoda; Insecta; Coleoptera; Chrysomelidae.